UUGCGCACGGGGAGGCCGGAAGUCGAGGCGGGAGUGAUUCUGCUUCCGUUUCUGGUUUUGCUCCAGUGUUUGGGUUUCUUCGCGGCCGCCCAAGAUGAACCGAUUCUUCGGAAAAGCGAAACCCAAGGCUCCGCCACCAAGCCUCACUGACUGCAUUGGCACGGUGGACAGCAGGGCAGAAUCCAUUGACAAGAAGAUUUCUCGAUUGGAUGCUGAGCUAGUGAAGUAUAAGGAUCAGAUCAAGAAGAUGAGAGAGGGUCCUGCAAAGAAUAUGGUCAAGCAGAAAGCCUUGCGGGUUUUAAAGCAAAAGCGAAUGUAUGAGCAGCAGCGGGACAAUCUCGCCCAACAGUCAUUUAACAUGGAACAAGCCAAUUACACCAUCCAAUCAUUGAAGGACACCAAGACCACGGUUGAUGCUAUGAAACUGGGAGUAAAGGAAAUGAAGAAGGCAUAUAAGCAAGUGAAAAUCGACCAAAUUGAGGAUUUACAAGACCAGCUAGAGGAUAUGAUGGAAGAUGCAAAUGAAAUCCAAGAAGCACUGAGUCGCAGUUAUGGCACCCCAGAAUUAGAUGAAGAUGACCUAGAAGCAGAGUUGGAUGCACUGGGUGAUGAGCUUCUGGCUGAUGAAGAUAGUUCUUACUUGGAUGAAGCAGCAUCAGCACCUGCAAUUCCAGAAGGUGUUCCCACUGACACAAAAAACAAGGAUGGAGUCCUGGUGGAUGAAUUUGGAUUGCCACAGAUCCCUGCUUCAUAGACUUGCAUUAUUCAAGUUCAUCAUGUAAAAUAAACACAUAUUCUGGCAUUAGGAAAUAUUUAUCUUUCCAAAUUACCAUAACAGAUUUAGGUUUCUUUACUUUCUUUGAAAGAAAGGUUAAUUACAUUGCUCUUUUAUUGUUUUCCGUUAAGAGACUCAUCACUUGGGGGAUGCUUUCUUUGUACUAAAAUUUGAUUCCUUUUCUCUUACGAAAGACUAACUUACUUAAAAGUAUCUUUGGCUUUGUAUGACUUCCUUUCAUUCGUUAAUAAUAAUUUGAAAUAAAACCAAGGCAAUGGGAAUCUUUAAAUUCUAUGACAGUGUAACUCUACAGUCUCCAAAUGAUCUGACAAGUUGAUGAUGCAAAGAUGCUAUUGUAGGGAUUGUUAUUAUGAUUCAAAACCAUUUUCUAUUGUGGUAUUAUAGGUUCGUUAAAUUGAUAGCCUUUUUUGAUGGGUUUUGUGCUGUCUUGUGAGCAAAAUGAUUACUAUGUCCAGUAUUGGAAUGGGAUUAUCACUAAUGUAUCACGAAUAGAUAUUUUGAUUCUGUGGUUCCCUCAGUAUUACAGCCUGACUUGUAAUCUCAAUAAUGAAUAUUUCUUGAUAUUUAAUGUAUAAGACAUUUAUUUAUACUCAAUAAAUAUUUUUCAAAAGGA
Molecule: messenger RNA, 1409 nt
Organism: Cynocephalus volans (Philippine flying lemur)
Lineage: Eukaryota; Metazoa; Chordata; Mammalia; Dermoptera; Cynocephalidae
Gene: CHMP5
Product: charged multivesicular body protein 5
Exons: 8
Coding region: 95-754 (219 amino acids)
Biological process (GO): late endosome to vacuole transport via multivesicular body sorting pathway; vesicle budding from membrane
Cellular component (GO): multivesicular body
Source: RefSeq, a predicted model, not a curated record